Molecule: messenger RNA, 651 nt
Organism: Fraxinus pennsylvanica
Lineage: Eukaryota; Viridiplantae; Streptophyta; Magnoliopsida; Lamiales; Oleaceae
Source: the annotation of a GenBank genome assembly
AUGGCGUUCCGGUCAAGAGAAAUGGUAAAGAAGAUAAUGAAGAAAAUUGGGGGAGACGAGAAUUUAGCGCCUGGUGUGAAAGAGCAACUCAAGAAAUGUGCGCCCGACAGCAAGGUCGUCAUGGGCCGGGCCCAUCGUGGGCUUUACGCAGGCCGCCACAUCCAGUUCGGCAACCGCGUCAGUGAAGACGGCGGCAACAAGACAAAGAGGAAUUGGAAGCCUAAUGUGCAGGAGAAACGGCUUUUCAGCUACAUUCUUGAUCGCCACAUUCGUGUUAAGGUAACCACACAUGCUAUCCGCUGUAUAGAUAAGGCAGGCGGGAUAGAUGAGUACUUGCUGAAAACUCCGUACCACAAGAUGGACACCGAGAUGGGCCUCUUCUGGAAAGCUAAAAUUGAAAAGAUGUACGAAAAACUUGGGGAGAUGGAGGUAGUUUUCUUCACACCCGAGGAUGAGGAUCGUUUAGAAGAGCAAUUUAGAGAAAUCAAAUUAGCUGAACGAGCAGCACGUAGGGAUGCACGGAGAAAAAUGUAUGGUUGGUCCGGCAAAAAAGAUGGAGCAGAUGCUGAAGGAGCACAAGAAGAAACUUCUGGCAGCGAAGGAGGAGGGCCGCAUGCUGACAUUCACGAGCAGAUGCUGGCUAAUGCUUGA